Molecule: messenger RNA, 1081 nt
Organism: Homalodisca vitripennis (glassy-winged sharpshooter)
Lineage: Eukaryota; Metazoa; Arthropoda; Insecta; Hemiptera; Cicadellidae
Gene: Nurf-38
Product: inorganic pyrophosphatase
Exons: 9
Coding region: 16-993 (325 amino acids)
Biological process (GO): phosphate-containing compound metabolic process
Cellular component (GO): cytoplasm
Molecular function (GO): magnesium ion binding; inorganic diphosphate phosphatase activity
Source: RefSeq, a predicted model, not a curated record
UAGUUUUUUGAUAUCAUGAAGGCUAUCGUAAAAUUGUCUUCAUUGCUGUUGAACUCCAACAAACGAUAUAAACCGGUGGGGUUAAUAAAUUCAUUUAUUUCAAAAAGUAACUAUUCAGUUAAUACCAUGUCUUAUCAAAUUGUUGAACGGGGAGCGCCAAAUAGUACGGAUUAUAAAAUCUACUUCAAAAAAGGCAACAGUGUGAUUUCUCCAUUCCAUGACAUUCCACUUUAUCAUGACCAGACCAAAAAUAUUUUCAACAUGGUGGUUGAAAUCCCACGAUGGACUAAUGCUAAAAUGGAGAUUGCCACCAAGGACAACAUGAAUCCUAUCAAGCAGGACAUGAAGAAGGGAGCUCUGCGAUUCGUAGCCAACUGUUUCCCCCACCAUGGCUACAUUUGGAACUACGGUGCUCUUCCUCAGACUUGGGAAAAUCCCAAUGUUAUGGAUGAGCAUACCAAGUGCAAAGGUGACAAUGAUCCUAUAGAUGUUCUUGAGAUUGGAUAUAGGGUAGCAAAAAGAGGUGAAGUGCUUCAAGUUAAGGUUCUUGGAACAAUUGCACUAAUUGAUGAAGGUGAAACAGACUGGAAAAUUUUUGCGAUUGAUACAAAAGAUCCAAUUGCAGACAAAGUGAAUGAUAUAAAUGAUGUGGAAAAGUACUUUCCUGGAUUGAUGAAGGCUACUCUUGAGUGGUUCAGAAUCUACAAGAUUCCUGAUGGCAAACCCGAGAACCAGUUUGCGUUCAAUGGAGAGGCCAAAAACAAGGAAUAUGCACUUAAAGUGAUCCAGGAAGUGAGCAAUCACUGGCAUGAUCUAGUUCAGAAGAAAACAGAUGCCGGUGGCUUGUCAUGUGCUAACGUAUCAGUGCCAGAUAGCCCCUUCACUGUAGAUCAAGCAACUGCUGAUGCUGUUUUGAGCAAGGAACCUCCACUGAAACCAGCUGAACCCAUUGAUGCUUCAGUAGACAAAUGGCAUUUUAUCACACUGAAGUAGUUGCUGAGGAUGAAGAUCUCCAGUAUGGUCACUGCAUGAAAUGUGGUGAAUACUUUUGUAUAAUAAACAUUAAAUUUGAUAUUUAUUA